Moesziomyces antarcticus is the source of this 360-nucleotide messenger RNA. RefSeq lists its product as uncharacterized. The transcript has a single exon. The coding region runs from base 1 to 360 and encodes 119 amino acids. The record is from RefSeq and is a predicted model, not a curated record. NCBI's taxonomy places the organism in Eukaryota, Fungi, Basidiomycota, Ustilaginomycetes, Ustilaginales, Ustilaginaceae.
AUGGGAGAUUUCGGGCACGACUUUAACAAGUUCCUGGAGAUCGUGACGGAGAUCUACAACAAGUAUGGAUCGCUCGACGAUUAUGCCAGGGGCGAAGGUGUAUGGCGUUUCAGGGUGUUUGGCAUGUACACCGUGACGGCUCGGGCCAUCAUGGAGCACAACGGCAUGGAUCUGUACGACACGAGCCUGUUCGGCGCCGAAAAGUUGCUGGACGACAUUGUCGGAACUACGGACUGGGCUCAGCUCAGCGAAUCGCACCUGUGCCAUCGUCAGGAUCAGGCUCAUGGCUGCUUCGUCCACCACCUUACCGGCACUAUGUACAGCAUCGUAUUGGACGUCCGUGCCCUGGGCGAGGAAUGA